AUGUCCACAGAGGUUCAACCAUCGCAUACUCCUGCUCCACAACCAACCUCACCAAUCGCACCACCUCGCUCCAGCUCCUGGCACCCAUCUUCGAUCUUCCCGAGAAACAAACGAGGCAAGUCGCCACCACCGGCUGCUCUCAAUACUCAGGGUCAGAAGAGACAUCAUCGUCGAUCGUCAAGUUUGGGGGAAGCAUUGGCAAAGUUGAAGCCUAGUAAUCGUCCUGAAAGAGGAGGCACGUUGAGAAUUAGGAACGAAGAUGGGGAACAUCCUAUCGAAAACGAUGAUGGGGCCGAGAGUAACGGCAAUGGGCGUGCUUUUGAUAUGCCAGGUCCUGCCACUCUGGCAAAUCAUUCGCAGCAUGUUCAAUCUGGUCUGGUUGUCAGCUCGUCUGGCGAAGGGAACUGGAAAUCUAGCCAUCCAGGGCAUAAUUUUGAACACCCCGCGCUGGCUAGCCCAUCCAAGUAUGCGAGCUGGAGUCUGGAUAGAUCUCAGCGGAAGUGGACAGAUGCACGUCUCGCGCGUGAGAGGGAUUCCCGGAGCAAUGCUACUGGAAGCCCGGAGAGGCAAUUGGCGAGCGAUGCUUCGAGAGCUGUUGAAAGACGUCCUGGAUGGGAAUCAACAUCUCAGGGACAUGCCGCAGCCGUUGAUCCUGGCACUCAUGGCGGAGAUCACGACGCAGCAUACCAGAGGCUGGCGACCACUGCAGCAUUAUCCACAAGAGUUAGCCACGGAAGUCCUAAACCAAUUGGCGCUUCAGCUUUUAGAGGGACAAAUAGAUCUGCACAGUAUACCGACAGACCUGAAAGUGGAGGUAGAAACCGCGGCACGCAGGGAGAUGGAAAGGAGACGAUUCAUCCAACUGCAUCAGAGACAGCUCAAUCGGGAACAGAGAUGGAUGAAACAAGCACAAAUGAAAAACCUGGACAUGGAUCUGGAAGAGGGAACGGAUUGAGGAAGCUCUUGGGAUCGUGGGGUAAGAAGACCAACCCGGAGAAGUCCAGUGCGAGCCCGGAUAUCGAGCGAAUGAAGAAACCCGUACCUGCGCUACCUCCAAUGGCACAAGAUGAUCUAGGAUUCCGCGUCUCAGUCCCGAACUUCUCUGAAGACAAACAGAUCUCCACAGCACAGCAGAUGUUCGAGGACAAGAAAGCUAGACGAGAACAAAGACGCAGUCUCAAAGAGAGCGGAGAUUAUCUCGGAGUUCAAGGUGCUAAUCCAAGAACUGGGUACUGGGAUGUCAGCAGUGGAAGUGAACCAAGUCAGAUGAGUGAGGAGACCAAGCAAAAGCUCGACGAAGAAGCGAGGGAGGUAGCUGAGCGGAAGCGGCGGUACGAAGAAGCUGAGAAGAAACACCGAAUCGAGCUCGAUCGUGUUCAGACUAUGAGAGAGAACAAAAAGAAAAUGGAGAAGAAGAUGAAGCAAAGAAGGCGCGGGAAGUGGCAGUUGAGUGAGAAUGGCUGGAGUAGUGUUGCCGAACCAGAACUGAGUCCAAUUUUACAGUCCGUGGUUGGAACUCCAAUUGCUGACUUAUCUCCGGCUGAUCGCCUCUUUCCUAUGCCCACCGCUGCUGAUCCUACGCCUUAUGUCGACCCAACUGCAAUUAAUGAAAAGGACUAUUUUGGCCAUAGGCCUGUUUCCUCUCCUUUGAGGCAUGAAUAUCGGUCGACUGAAGCAGGAUCGACACACUCUAUACCUCGAAAACCUGUUGGUUCUCCUUCGCGUCGACAGAAUAACGAGUCUUCAAUCACUACCAUUCAUAACCCUGCGAUCUCAAGCCCAGCUCGUCUCACGCCUGGAACACCAAAUGGAGGAGAACAAAACGCUAUACAGGCAGGCUUGGGCAUAUCCAUAGCAGGCAACACAUCACCAUUACCAAAGUUGGAUUUCCCUCCAUCGACCAGAUCUCCUUCGCAAAGAUUGGAGUCUUUUUUAGAGAAGGCAGCUCAAAUGGAGGUGUCCGAAGACCCAUGCGAAAAAAGAGCUUCAGUGAUCUCAUACCAAUCAGUCUCGACGAAACAGGUCCAGAUCCACCGGCCGUCGGUCCAAAACCAGAGAAACCCAAGCAGGCAGGCCAGAAUCAUCACUUGCCUGAACGAACUACCACCGGUCAUACUGAAAGAUCCUUUCGCAGCCGGGCUCCCGUCGAACUCCCCGAUGAAAGAGACGUACCAGGUGUGGAUGCCACCCACCAUCAUAAGGACAGAGCCAGACCCAAUAUCAUCCACCAACAUGUCCACCACCACCACUACUGGAAACGAUCUUCGUCAGUCCCAUCCCGCCCAGCUCGACGGCCAAGAUACGAACGAAGGUCGAGCGAGAGUGCCAUUGCUACAGCACAAAUUAAGCCGGAUACCCUUGAGAAAGGACGCUUUUCACGACGGCCAACAGAGACAGCAGCAGAGCAUAUCGUGCCAAACUCAACCAGCAGACACCGUUACAUCAUCGGUACACCAACUCGGGCAGAUGAAGGAGCGGACCGCAAGAUUAUGUCAAAUGCCUUCUCCCGAAGGGGAAAAGGUGGAAAUGAAGAGCACACCCAUAUCCAUAUCUACGUCCCUCAGUCCAGAGGAGGACAAACAAGCAGCCCGAAACGCUGCGCAAAUGGCAUUUCAGCACCUCAGACAUACACUAGCUGUCAAGAAAGCAGAAAAGCGGAACGGGGACCAGCUUAUACCCCCAAAAUUGAGAAAGCAGAAGGUAGAAAUCAGGAGAGAAGCCAACCGGGUAGUCCCAGACGGCAGAGGAGGCAUAGGAAGUCCUUUGAAAACCAAACAAACAAUCAAAGUUGAGCCGAGUCCGAUCCGAAAGAAACCUGGUUCAGAAGACAAGCUCAUGGUCCGUCAUCCCCAUCCAAGUUCAGCGCCGAAAGCGGAGAAUGCGGGGAGAAUGAAGGGUAGGGACAGGAAAGCUGUUGUGUUACAUCAAGCUGGCAUGUCUCCAGUCAAUAGAGCCCUGAGACAAGCACAGGCGCAGCUGUCAGUCGGUCAGGUGGUUCUCGGGCUGCUGCAGAAUGCAUGGCUAUUCGUAGAACCUGUUUUCAACCCUGACUCUGGUAUCAGGAAGAGAUUCGACAAGCAGAGCCUGACAUGGCAAGAUAUCGGAUUAUUCUUUGCGGCCGCACUCUUCUGCGGAGGUAUGUUUAUUGUAUUGGUUAUUCUUGCUCGGGUGGUGGGGAUCGGAUUACAGGCGUUGAGAUCAUUUGGUGUUGUCUUUCGGCUCUUGAUAGGAGUCUAA
Messenger RNA from Cadophora gregata, 3237 nucleotides. RefSeq lists its product as uncharacterized. NCBI's taxonomy places the organism in Eukaryota, Fungi, Ascomycota, Leotiomycetes, Helotiales, Ploettnerulaceae. The coding region runs from base 1 to 3237 and encodes 1078 amino acids. The record is from RefSeq and is a predicted model, not a curated record. The transcript has 3 exons.